AUGAAUUAUGAAGUAGAGAAAAAACCUGUUGAAGCCGUCAAUCUAGAUGUAGUUGUGAACAAUGCCGUGAGUGCUGGGGAAAUAGAUUGGUCUACACCAGUAAUGAAACCUAAAGACGAGCUUGUACUGGACUGGAGUGAUAAAGAAGAUGACGAAGAUGACGAUGAAAUAACAGUGGAAGAACCAAAGAAAAUUGCCAAACAAGAAUCAGUGGAAAGUGAAAAAUCAAAAUCAGAUUCAAAAGCAUGCAAUCUUGAUGUAAUGGCUCAACAACUAAAAUUUGUUGCUUGCCUGAAAAUACUUAUGGAAGAAUUAUCUACUUUGGCUACUGGAUACGAGGUAGAUGGUGGAGAGCUAAGAUAUCAUCUAUACUUGUGGCUUGAGAGAGAAGUUGAUGCUUUAAGACACUUAUGCAACUAUAGUUCCAAAGAUUCAAUGAUUGUUCAAUACGAGGGAGGCCUUGAAACAUCAAUCUUGGAUAAUCGGGAGUUUACGUCAACACCUACACUAAAGAAUUCGGUUGACAAACCAACCCUGCAUGAUAUUUUACUUGCUGAGAAAAUAGAUUUUGAAGCAAAGGUUCAAAGAGCAGCUAGAAGAAAGAAAUGGCUCAAGGAAAACGAAACCCUUUUAAGAACAUUACUAAGCUAUUGUAGUUUGCAUGGAGCUGGAGGUGGUGGUUUGGCAUCAGUUCGGAUGGAAUUAGUACUUCUAUUACAAGAAUUACAACAAGAAAAAACUCAACAACAGUUACUAUCUCCACUGCCAUUCCCCACUACUUUGCCAUUAUUGUCAGCAAGUGUUGCUUGUAACAAAACUGUGAUAGCCGAUCCUGUUCGAUACCUUCAGGCGCAAGCACACGAUAUGUUACAAACAGUCAUUGAUAUUCGAUGCCCACCUUUAUUGACACGAAUGGAUCUUAGUUAUUUGUUUGUUCUAAGGGAUCUGUCAGUGGCUUUGUCAGCUUGCUUUUAUCAAUCCCUCUGUGAUAGUGACACAGUUGCUGAAAGUUAUCAAUCGGGUGCUGACAAUCCAACUUAUUGCAGCCAUCUCAUUGCAGCAAAAAAUAGAAAACGUCGUUACAGUAUAGAUGAGCCAAUCAAAGUGACCACUCCGCCUUCAAAAUGGCCUGGAGUUUCAAGCCUACGGGCAUUAUUAGCACAUGAUAAAGACGAGGACGCACCAAAAUUAAACACUUUGUUAUGUGAAGCUUUUGUUGCUACUUAUAUGGGUUUAUUAGUGUAUGCAUUUGCCACAUGUGAUUGUCACAUAUUAUACCGAUUAGUAGGACAGAAAUUUUCUGAAAAUACAUGGAGCACGCUUUUUGGAGGUGGCGUUAAAAAACUUUUAAAAGUUGCGCCUACAGCUCCCAAAAGUCGACCCAAUAGCUUAGAACGAGAGAAUAGUGCAAGCAGUGAUAUUGGUGUAUGGACGGCAGUUACGAGCUUAACUAAACAAAAAGUACGGUUAAAUAUGAAACUCCUUGGUCAAUUUGUUGGCUCUCCUGGUACGCCUACUAUAAAAGAAGAUAAACCAACUUACAGAGAACAUUUUGUGCCUCCUGAAAUGUCUAUGAUAUCAUAUUUUUUGAACAAACCAAAUUUGGCAACUGAGGUACAAGAUGUAGAUUAUGAUUCGGCGGACAGCGCUGUUUCUGAUUUGUCAGAAGAUGAAGAUGAAGAUUGUGACAUUUUUGACAAUACUCAAGACAACAAAAGCAAAACUGGUAAAACUGAAAACACUGAACACUCAAAUCCUUACAGUUAUGCUUGGAUGGUGAUGCGAUUAGCCAUAAUGCAGUUGGUCCAGGAACAGUUGCAUGCGUUUCUCACAGUUGCAGCCAUUGAUCUCCAAGAAUUACCAGUCAGCAGCCCAUUGAUACACGGCACUCUCAGGGUAGUUAGCCAAUGGCAAGAGAUUUUAAAGGAAGAAUUAGAAUCCAAAGGGCCCCCACCUGUUGAUUACAUACCUGGUUGUUUUGUGGAACAAGCUACCACAGGUCCACCCAUUAAUAAAUACAGAACACUUUUAGAUAAAACAAAUACCCCAUUUCACCCUCGUCAUGGGUCAGCAGCUCCAGCAAGACGAUUAUGGAACUUUUUGGUUCGCCAAGAAUUUGUUCAAGAUCUUUUCAUUCGUAGUAUAUUCAGUCGUCAACCACGUGCAGCUGGAAGUUCUACUUUACCAACUAUGAACCAAGAAGUAAAAUCAUGUUCUGGAAGCGAAACACCCAAUCCACAUUUGCCAGAUCCUGUGAGAAUUAUUCAUAAAGAACAAGACUCAAUAUCUGCUUUUUGCCUUAAUUUGGCCAACAGUAGUCUCCUUGCACUGGCAACCCCUCGGGAGAUACAAGAGAUGGACAUAUCGUUAUUACUUGAAUCUCCUUCUUGGCUAGAAGAUGAAUGUGAAUUUGACCUUGUUAAUCUCUCUAGAGACCAUGAACAUCAACCAUCUAGUUUCCUGGUAAUUCAAACGUCUAUUGAUCGUCCUCUUCAAACAUCUCCUGGUACUAUUAUUGUUAAUCCAUUGCCGACAAGUCCCAGUGUAACUGGAUUAGCUGGCCAGACUGGACGAGGAGCAUCUGUGGUACAACAAAAGAGCAUACAAGGUUACAGCGACGGAGGGACGAGAGCAAUAAAAAGCUCAAAAAAUAUUAUGUCGAUGAAGGGACUGAAUUUCCCCGGUUGUCACGACCCACGUUUCUGUCAGUUUGUCUGUGACCGCAGUCGACUCCUGCUCAGACCGGUGAUGAAACACCGCGUGGACAACAUUCGGAGGAUAUGUCCACAUCCUUUGUUACCUGUGUAUUUGACGGGUUCGCAAGACGGUUCGGUGCAUAUUUGGGAAUGGGGUCAUCCUCAAACAGUGGCUGAACCUCGGGCAGCCGGUACUUUUGCAAAAGUCACAAGGGUGCGGUUUUCACAACACGGCAACAAGUUCGGGGUAGCCGACGGCGACGGAAAUUUAUCCCUGUUUAACGUCGGUCUCACGUCGUCCAACUAUAGGCCAUUUUAUACAUUCCAAUGCCAUAAUAAAGUUACCAGCGACUUUGUGUUCCUUGGUUCGUGCAGUCUCAUCGCGACGACCGGCCAUUCGUCAGAAAACAGAAACGUCGCAUUGUGGGACACGCUGUUGCCGCACAAAAAAUCAUUAGUCACAGCGUUCGUGUGUCACGAGCAAGGGUCGACGUGUAUCGGAUUCGCUCCACAGCAUCAAGUGAUAGUCACCGGUGGACGAAAAGGUGACAUAUGCAUAUUCGAUGUCCGCGGCGGAAGUGGUUCGAUAAAACACCGUUACUUGGGUCACGAUUCGUGUCUUAAAUGCAUGACCAUCGACCCUCACGAGCAAUUUUAUUGUACCGGAGCAGCAGACGGAGACAUCAAAAUUUGGAACUUGUCCACCCAUCAGUUGAUGUACACAUUCCCCGCCGAACAUGCUCGUUCUAGUUUCUUCAAGCACAUCGGUCAAGGUGUCACGCAGCUACAAGUGGACUCGUCUGCAAGACUGUUCUCGUGCGGAGCUGACGGUUCAAUGAAAGUCAGACAGCUGCCAGACAGAUCAAGACUAUUGACAAUAAAAAGAUAG
Macrosiphum euphorbiae (potato aphid) is the source of this 3585-nucleotide messenger RNA. NCBI's taxonomy places the organism in Eukaryota, Metazoa, Arthropoda, Insecta, Hemiptera, Aphididae. The record is from the annotation of a GenBank genome assembly.